Olea europaea var. sylvestris is the source of this 2126-nucleotide messenger RNA. Its product is annotated as cationic amino acid transporter 5. NCBI's taxonomy places the organism in Eukaryota, Viridiplantae, Streptophyta, Magnoliopsida, Lamiales, Oleaceae. The transcript has a single exon. The record is from RefSeq and is a predicted model, not a curated record. Gene Ontology annotation, molecular function: L-lysine transmembrane transporter activity; L-glutamate transmembrane transporter activity. The coding region runs from base 158 to 1912 and encodes 584 amino acids. Gene Ontology annotation, biological process: transmembrane transport; amino acid transport. Gene Ontology annotation, cellular component: plasma membrane.
GAAAGUUUACCCCAAGAAAAUGAUACAUAUUUCACAGCAAAUAAUUCCCAUCCAAUUACUUGAGUAGAGCGAUAAGUUAUAUAACAGGGAUCCAACUGGCUAAACAAGGUGACCUAGAGAAAAGAAAAAUAGAACAGGAGUGAGCUCAGUUGGAGACAUGGCUGAAAAGAUUCAUCCAAGAAAUUAUUGGAGAUGGAGCAAACAAGAUUUCUUCCCGGAAAAAUCUUUUGAAGAUUGGAGUAACUACCGAUCUGCCCUAUCACAGACAAGUUCAAGAUUCAAGGACCGCCUUGUAAGUAGGUCCGAUGAUGCACAAGAGCUUGUGGAACUUCGAAAACAGAGCGAGAAUGAAAUGAAACGUUGCCUUAACUGGUGGGACCUCAUCUGGUUUGGAUUCGGUGCAGUAAUUGGAGCUGGCAUCUUUGUACUUACUGGCCAAGAAGCACACAAUCACGCAGGCCCAGCCAUUGUCUUAUCAUAUGUUGUUUCAGGCAUUUCUGCAAUGCUCUCUGUUUUCUGCUAUACCGAAUUUGCAAUAGAAAUUCCUGUGGCUGGAGGAUCAUUUGCUUACCUGAGAGUAGAACUAGGAGACCUUGCAGCCUUUAUAGCAGCAGGAAAUAUACUUCUUGAAUCAGUUGUCGGAGGUGCAGCGGUCGCUAGAGCUUGGACUUCAUACUUCACAAGUCUUUUGAACCGUUCUCCCAACUCAUUACGCAUACAUACAAGUCUCAAUGAUGGAUAUAACCUUUUGGAUCCGAUUGCUGUUGGAGUUCUCGCAAUUGCAUCAACAAUUGCAAUGGCCAGUGCAAGGAGAGCUUCCUGCAUAAAUUGGAUUGCAUCAGCAGUAAAUACUUUGGUGAUUUUAUUUGUGAUAAUUGCAGGAUUUGCUCAUGGCAAUGCAUCCAAUAUGAAACCUUAUUUGCCUCAUGGUGCCCAAGGGGUCUUCCAAGCGGCAGCAAUUGUGUACUUUGCCUAUGGAGGAUUUGACACCAUUGCAACCAUGGCAGAGGAAACAAGAAAUCCAUCAAGAGACAUACCAUUAGGAUUGCUAGGGUCGAUGUCGUUGAUCACUGUGAUAUAUUGCUUGAUGGCACUUUCAUUGACCAUGAUGCAGAAGUACACAGAUAUAGACCCUGAUGCAGCUUACCCGGUCGCAUUUCAGAGAGUGGGUAUGCACUGGGCUAAAUACCUGGUUGCCCUUGGAGCUCUCAAGGGGAUGACCACAGUUCUUCUGGUAGGAGCUCUUGGGCAGGCACGUUAUACUACUCAUAUUGCACGAGCACACAUGAUUCCUCCAUUUUUUGCACUUGUCCAUCCAAGAACAGGAACCCCGAUAUACGCUACACUGCUAAUCACCAUUUUGAGUGCCUGUAUUGCCUUUUUUUCUAGCUUGGAUGUCUUGUCAAGUUUGUUAUCUGUGAGCACGCUCUUUAUCUUCAUGAUGAUGGCUGUUGCACUUCUGGUGAGAAGGUACUACGUAAGAGGAGUCACUCCAAGAACAAAUCUCUUGAAGUUAGUUAUUUUUUUAUUGCUCAUCAUUGCAUCCUCCAUGGGCACUUCUGCUUACUGGGGAUUAAACCCUAGUGGAUGGAUUGGUUACACCAUUACUAUUCCGCUUUGGUUCGUCGGGACUAUGGGGAUUGCAGUGCUUUUGCCACAAGAACGAACACCAAAGGUCUGGGGAGUUCCACUUGUUCCAUGGUUCCCAUCCUUGUCAAUUGCAAUAAACUUGUUUCUCAUGGGAUCGUUAGGAGCUCGGACUUUCAUAAGAUUUGGCAUCUGCACAGUUGUAAUGUUAGUAUACUACAUCUUUUUCGGCCUCCAUGCUACUUAUGACAUGGCUCAUCAGCAAAACAAAACAGUAUCUUCAAAAUCUCCAGAAGAAGAUGGGGUAGAGCAACCAGGGCCGUAAAACUAUCAAUAUCUUGUUCUCUUUUAACAAAUGCUUUUAGUAUCUAUUUCUGUAAUAGCAAGUAUAAAGAAAUUAGAAAUCAAGUGAUCUACCAAGCAACAACGAUGAGAAAGACCUGAGAGGAAAAAUGAUAAGACCAAACAUCACUCAAUAAAUGUGCAUGUGUAAUACACAAGAGAACAAAGAAACUGAAAUAAAAUUUGAAUUUUACUAA